Molecule: messenger RNA, 1580 nt
Organism: Spinacia oleracea (spinach)
Lineage: Eukaryota; Viridiplantae; Streptophyta; Magnoliopsida; Caryophyllales; Amaranthaceae
Product: protein ABIL1
Exons: 9
Coding region: 361-1284 (307 amino acids)
Source: RefSeq, a predicted model, not a curated record
UUGGGAAGAGGAUCGUGAAGUCAACCACCUCCACUGUCACUCUAACUGACCUCCACCGUCGAACACUCUUUCUCUCUCUUCAUAAACACACAUCCAUUUCCAUUAAUAAUAAAUACGCCCACCUUCCCCCCUCAUUUUCCCGGGGAUUGCUUCUCUUUCACUCCCUCUUUCUAAACUAAGCAUCCAAACCUAACUUUUUAAUGCAAAACAUUCUCUAGCUCCUACUUUUAUCAAUUUGUAUCACAUUUUUGCUCUUCUCUCUUUCAAUUUGAUGCUACACCUCCCUUUCUCUCUCUUUCCUUUCUUGAUUCCUAGGGUUUUGACGGUUGAUUAGCUGAUUUUGAUUUGUUCUAUUUUGUCAUGGAUAUGGCGGAGCAACCUAAAGCUCUACCUAGUCCUAUGACCUUUGAUGAAGCUUCUAUGGAGCGUAGCAAGAGUUUCGUCAAGGCUUUACAGGAACUCAAGAAUCUAAGACCCCAGCUUUACUCUGCUGCUGAAUACUGCGAGAAGUCUUAUCUUCAUAGUGAGCAGAAACAAAUGGUACUGGACAACCUAAAAGAUUAUGCUGUACGAGCCCUUGUCAAUGCUGUUGAUCACCUAGGCACUGUUGCAUACAAAUUGACCGACCUUCUUGAGCAACAAACUUCAGACUUGUCAACCACAGAGUUGAAAGUAACAUGUCUAAACCAGAAACUUCUCACUUGCCACACGUAUAUGGAGAUGGAAGGCCUUAGACAGCAGCAACUUUUGGCAAUUAUUCCACGACAUCACAAACGCUAUAUAUUACCAAACCCUGUCAACAAGAAGGUGCACUUUAGUCCUGCUGCACAGACUGAUCCUAGGCAAAUGCAUGUCCAGGCGAGGCCUCGUGUUCAUCCUUCAGGUUCACCUGGAAAGACUCUUUCUUGGCAUCUUGGCUCCGAAACAAAGUCUCCCUUGAAAGGGAAUCAUAAGACUGUUUUCAGCGGCUCUGAAGUCCAAAAGGCUUCUCCUAGAUCUCCUGCAGUAUUCCAGCUCCUAGAUAAUGAGGAUGGUAUUCGGGCUAAGUCAUCGGGGUUCCAUGCACAGCUUCCCAGUGGAGAUUCAGCUGGGGCUUCUUUGAAACCAUAUGGUGUUAUGCCUAAGGAUUCGGUGACAGUCUCCAAGGCCGUGGCACCAUUCAGGUCUUUUGACAACUCCCGGCAAGCGAUCGUUAAGGCCCCUCCUGUUCGCCACAAAAGUAUGCUUUCAGCUUUCUUUGUCAAACAGAAAACACCGAAGCUCAGGACCGGUAAAGUGGCUUGAGAGGAGUUUCUAAGAGUUGCCACGUCUGAUAUCAGAACUUCAGAAGUACAGAAACCUUGAAUUCAUUGACUGGAACCUGAUUGAGGCUUCCAUUUUACUUACCUUUCUCAUUUUGCUUGCCAAUUACUACGUAGGUGGUUUAUAUCCUUUUAUUAGUAGUUUUAUAGAUGAAAGAUAUUGUCAACAGUGAAUUUCUUUGUAAAAAUAAAAUAAAAUCCUACUGCACUCCUGUAAGUCUGUAACCUACCAUUGGAUGCUUGUAAAUCUAAUAAUUUGAUAGUAUCCCAUUUGUAUAA